Molecule: messenger RNA, 2776 nt
Organism: Papaver somniferum (opium poppy)
Lineage: Eukaryota; Viridiplantae; Streptophyta; Magnoliopsida; Ranunculales; Papaveraceae
Product: two-component response regulator ARR12-like
Exons: 7
Coding region: 179-2365 (728 amino acids)
Biological process (GO): phosphorelay signal transduction system; cytokinin-activated signaling pathway; regulation of DNA-templated transcription
Cellular component (GO): nucleus
Molecular function (GO): DNA binding; DNA-binding transcription factor activity
Source: RefSeq, a predicted model, not a curated record
UCUGCUCCUGUUUAUUGGGGCAUGAGAAAAAGAAGCAUUUAGUAAGUAAAUGAGGAAAUCAUGAUGAUGAGAUGAUCAAAGUCAAAAUAAUUACUCACUUGAUGAAGAUUCUUUCAUGUGUUUCUUAGAUUUGACGAACCUAACAAGGGUUAGUCGUGGGAGAAUUUGAGAGAUUUUAAUGGAGUUAACAAAUCCCCUGUUAACGAUCAUUACUCAAAAAAUGACAGUAGAAGAGGAAUUCGUAAGAAGAAGAAGUAGUAGUAUUCUUUGUGAAGAUGAACAGAAAAAUGAUUUGUUUCCGAUUGGUAUGCGUGUUUUAGCUGUUGAUGAUGAUCUUAUUUGCUUGAGGGUCUUAGAAUCUCUUCUAAGGAGAUGUCAAUACCACGUUACUACUACUACUCAGGCUGUUACAGCAUUGAAGAUGUUAAGAGAGAAUAGAGAUAAGUUUGAUUUAGUUAUCAGUGAUGUUCAGAUGCCUGACAUGGAUGGUUUCAAACUUCUUGAGCUUGUGGGUCUUGAAAUGGACCUUCCUGUAAUAAUGUUGUCGGCGAAUGGAGAUACAAGAAAUGUAAUGAGGGGAAUUACUCAUGGUGCUUGUGACUACUUGCUGAAACCUGUUAGAAUUGAGGAGCUCAAAAACAUAUGGCAACAUGUACUAAGGAAAAAGAAGGUUGAUCCCAAGGACCAAAAUAAUCUUGACAAUUCAGACAAGCUUGACUCCGGAAUGGGUGAUUCUGGAAAAGGUCCUGAAAAUUUUGGAAACGAUGAUCGGACUAAGCUCAACAGGAAGCGCAAAGAUCAGAAUGAAGAAGAUGACGAUGAGUGUGACGAUGAUGAUGAGAAUGAUGACCCGUCUUCGCAGAAGAAGCCCAGGGUAGUUUGGUCGGUGGAGCUUCAUCGCAAAUUCGUUGCAGCAGUUAAUCAGUUGGGAAUUGAUAAAGCCGUCCCUAAGAAGAUACUCGAUCUGAUGAAUGUGGACAGACUUACCAGAGAAAAUGUGGCAAGCCAUCUUCAGAAAUAUCGUCUUUAUCUGAAAAGGAUUAGUUGUGUGGCAAGCCAGCAAGCGAACAUGGUUGCUGCUUUAGGUGGUAAAGAUGCCUCUUAUUUGCGCAUGGGUUCAUUGGAUGGGCUCGGAGAUUUCCAUGGCUUUGCGGGACCAGGGCAGCUGUCGAAUGGUUCUUUGGCAUCAUAUUCGUCUGCUGGGAUGCUUGGAAGAUUGAAUGCUUCUCUUGGUUUGGGCUUACGUGGCCCCUCGUCUGGAAUGAUGCAACUAGGUCGACCCCAGAACCUGACCAACUCUGUCCAUGAUCUAGGGAAGCUUCACCAAAAUGGGAAUUUUCUUCAGGGGAUGCCGAUGUCGCUGGAACUUGACCAAUUGCAAAAGAGCAAGAGCAUUUCUCGUAUAGGAGAAUUCUCUUCAUCCAUUGAUUCAACAGCUUUUUCGGGUCCUAGUAAUUUCUCGGAAACUGGAGUCACCAUCGGUAAUUCAAACAACUCAUUUCUUAAUGUCCAUAGCAACUCACUGCUGUUACAAGGAGUGCCGCAACAAACCCAGAAUAGGGUUGGAUUUGGAGAUCAGUCUUCUAGGAGAAUGCCGUCAGUCAAUUCUGAGUCUUUUGAGUUUGAGUUUGGUGCUUCUUCUCAUUUACCUGAUCAGAGUGGGUGCAAUGACAAUUGGCCGAGUGCUGCUCCAUUUAAUUGUUUUCCAUCAAAUCCUCUGCCACUGGGUGACAAUCCUUUUUGCCAUUUGGAUUUAUCAUCGGGUAGUUUAAGAGAAAAUAUGUCUUCGAUUAACCCCUCUAUCGGGAGUAACUCAUUUGACGUAUCUUCGAACAGUGUAACAACUCUGCACGAAUCAAGAAGAGAUUUACAAGCAGGGCCUAUUGGUGUUAAUGUUCAACAUGACAAGUUCUCAAACUUUGUGAAUCUGGGUGAUGAUGUUGGCCAGAGUAUGAAUUUAGUUCCAAAGCAGAAAUGGAUUAGUCAUAAACAAGACUACAGCCAAAACUCAAAUCUUCUGUUUAGUUCAUCAAAUCCAUCAGUACCUAUUCAUGGUGUUGUUGGUGCCUUAGGUCAGAAUAAGAAUACAAUGAGCAACAGAAAGACUGAUUUUAUUUCCACGUCACGACCAAAUUCUGGUAGUACUCCACAUUUAACACGACAAAAUGGGAUUGAGAAACUGUCUAUUGACAUGACAGAAAAUUUUUUCUUGGAUCAGAAUAAGUCACAUGGUGGAGUUGUGUCUAAUAGCUGUGACUCCUUGGAGGAUCUAAUGAGCGCAAUGAUUAAACGGGAGCAAGACGAACUUACAUCAAGGGACAGAGAUAUUGGAUGUGAUAUUUUCCCAGUCAGAACAUGUAUGUGAUAUAACACGGUUUAAGCUAUUAACAUCCUCUUAGAAAAUGGAAAAAAGGACGCUUGCAACAAGAUGUCAUUGCAUACUCUUUUUACAUCAAGAGAAAAAGGAGUCUGUAUCCCCAUCUUCAGUGACAUGUAAUCUCUUCUGCUUUUUUUUUAUCUGAAGUGUUAAAUCCCCUGCAUGUUGCAAAGUGUUAUUUCACAGUGUCAUUUGCUAUAAUUGGCUUGUAUAUUUCAGCCUUUUAUUCUCUUCUUUUUCCUCUAAUCCUCAUUAUGUGUCAAGUCUUUUCAACCUCUCUAAGUCUUUAAGGCUUGUUUAUUUCCAUAUUCCAUCUUGCUCAAUUUGGAAUGUACGAAUGCAGCGCUUUAAAAAGCAACAACAAGUAAAUAUAACUUUGAUCCACGUUUUUUCUUUUCA